Molecule: messenger RNA, 1743 nt
Organism: Trichoplax adhaerens
Lineage: Eukaryota; Metazoa; Placozoa; Uniplacotomia; Trichoplacea; Trichoplacidae
Exons: 10
Biological process (GO): transmembrane transport
Cellular component (GO): membrane
Molecular function (GO): transmembrane transporter activity
Source: RefSeq, a predicted model, not a curated record
UUUCUUUUAGUGGUCUAUAAACUUCAUGAAGUUCCUCCAUUUCUGUAUACUAUUGCUCUAGGACUACAACAUUACUUAACGAUGUUUGGGAGCACUGUUUCUUUACCAUUUGUCCUCGCCGCACCGCUUUGCAUCGGUAAUAAUAAUCCAUUAGCCAUAAGUCAGUUGAUUUCCACCAUUUUUUUCAUGUCUGGCCUUGCUACGUUAUUGCAAUCAACAUUUGGCGUCAGGCUACCAAUCGUACAGGGAGGAUCCUUUGCCUUUAUAGCUCCAACUAUUGCUAUUAUGUCACUGGAUAAAUGGAAAAGCACUUGCAGACCAAAUAUUUUACCCUGGGCAAAUCUUACAAUGGAUGAGCAAGUAAAUCAAACAGAAAUGUGGCAAGUUCGGAUGCGAGAGAUCCAAGGAGCUAUCAUGCUAUCAUCCCUAUUUCAAAUAUUCAUUGGUUUUUCUGGUAUAAUUGGACUUUGCCUACGAUUUAUUGGACCAAUUACCAUCGCUCCGACGAUUACUUUAAUUGGGUUAUCGAUAAUUAGUGCGGCUACAUUUUAUUCAUCUUCCCACUGGGGCAUAGCGAUAUUGACGGUAUUCUUUAUCGCCCUUUUCUCACAAGUUCUGGAGAGAUUUCCUGUUCCAAUGCCCGCUUUUCAGAGAGGGAAAGGCUGUUAUGUUACUAGAGUGCACAUAUUCAGGCUCUUCCCGGUAUUGAUUGCUGUCAUAACAUCAUGGGUAUUAUCGGCUAUCCUUACAUCUGCUGGUGCUUUCACCUCAAAUCGAGCUAAUCCAACCUAUUUUGCCAGAACUGAUGCUAGAAUCUCUGUAUUACAAACAUCACCUUGGUUUCGAUUUCCAUAUCCUUUUCAAUGGGGUACACCUACAGUCUCUGUUGCUAGUGUAUUUGGUAUGCUGGCGGGAGUAUUAGCAUCUAUGAUCGAAUCGAUUGGCGAUUAUUAUGCUUGUGCUAGACUUGCUGGUGCCAAACCUCCACCGAGACAUGCUAUUAAUCGUGGUAUUGGUAUGGAAGGAAUAGGAUGUGUGUUAGCUGGUAUGAUUGGCUCUGGUAACGGAACCACCUCCUAUAGCCAAAAUGUAGGAGCCAUUGGUAUAACUAGGGUUGGCAGCCGUGCUGUAGUCCAGUGUGGAGCUGUUAUAAUGAUCAUCUUAGCCAUUAUAAGCAAAUUUGGAGCCAUUUUUGCAUCAGUACCUAAUCCUAUCGUUGGGGGAGUAUUCCUUGUUAUGUUUGGACUAGUAACAUCAGUUGGCCUAUCCAAUCUUCAGUUCUGUAAUAUGAAUUCGCCAAGAAACAUCUUUGUUGUUGGUAUAUCGAUUAUUUUUGGUAUGGCUUUCCCUACUUGGCUAAGAACGGGCACUAACUCAUCUGUAAUUAAAACUAACGUAACAGAACUGGAUCAAAUUAUUAUCGUUUUACUCAGUACUAACAUUGCUGUUGGAGGAUUUGUUGCUUUAAUCCUUGACAAUAUUCUUCCUGGUACUUUGGAAGAACGUGGUAUGCAUAUAUGGUCUCGAGAAACAGCGAAUGCAUCGAAUGUAAUGAGUUAUGAAUACGCAAAAGAUAUAAAAAGAUCAUAUGAUCUUCCAUUUGGAAUGUCUACUUUCUUCCAGAAAUUUGCAUGCACAAAUUAUCUGCCAUUCUGUCCACCACGUUAUGAUGAUCUGAUAGAAGAAUCAGAGCAACACAUAGAUCUGGAAUCUAGGAAAGAAUACAUUAGUACUGUAGUAUAA